Molecule: messenger RNA, 729 nt
Organism: Lobosporangium transversale
Lineage: Eukaryota; Fungi; Mortierellomycota; Mortierellomycetes; Mortierellales; Mortierellaceae
Exons: 5
Coding region: 88-729 (213 amino acids)
Source: RefSeq, a predicted model, not a curated record
CAAGGUUACAAAGGUUUUCCAACUACAAGAUAAUGUUGGCGGGAUCCCUUUUGGCUACAGACUAAGGCGCUGCAAUGUUGGUGUGCUAUGGUCUAUCCCCAGCUUCGAACAAUGAAAUCUAGGUUUAUGGGCAUUCAAUGGAUGGAAUAUGUCAGGCUGUACUCUGCACCAUUUUUAGCCGAAUACGUCCUCCCAUGGUAUCUUUUAUGGAGUUGCUCGACACUAGUUUCGCUUUACAUGACUCUCCGGUCUGUUGUUAAUGGGUAUCUUCAGGAUAUGACAAUACCUGAUCAACAAGGACUCCAAUCGGGGGAGGUUUUUUUAUUCUCGAGUCAGGAUGUGCUCCCUAUCUUUGCCAAGCUGCGACUCUCUAAGGUACGAGUAAAGAUCUCAGUUGUGGCAAUAUCCAAUUUGAGUAAUUGCACCAUUGUCAGAAGACAAGAAGUUAAGGAGUAUAUUCCCCUUAAAACCCUGCUGAUUACUUCCUUUGAUAUUUUACGAGAUGGGCUUCAUUGUGCCUACUGGAAAGAUUUUGUUUGUUUCAAUGUUAUAUUUCAACUCAUUGACACAGGCGAUUCAUAUAUCGGACAUAUUGAUGCUCACACAACGCAAGAGUACAUCAUCCUCUGGAGCGAUAUUACAUCUGCUUGCAAGGGGGACGCGAAUCAUAUAGAAAGUGGAGGGGGGGAAGCCUUUAUCCUUUUCACAGAUGAGAGCUUGGAAUACUAA